GAUGAGCAGCGAACGACAGCAGAUCUACUGAAACAAAAGGGAGCCGAAAACUGAAGCCAUAAAUAAAGUGACAUUUCGAAGCAUACGCCUGGGAGAGAGCUGAGGCAAAAAGAAAACCUGCGGUGAAGAUGGGGCGUGGUCAGAGGGUUUCCAUGAUUCUGGAUCCCACAGUUUGCUUUGAUAGCCACUGGCCAAAGCAGGAGUUGGCCCGCUAAACCAGAGUGGCUUAUUUCACCAGCUGGAGGCACCGCUGCCCUCUGUGAUGUGAUGAAUAAGUUUGAAGUCCUUGGCAUUGUGGGAGAAGGAGCUUAUGGAGUGGUGCUUAAGUGCAGGCACAAGGAAACCAAUGAACUGGUGGCCAUUAAAAAAUUCAAAGACAGUGAAGAAAAUGAGGAGGUCAAGGAGACCACUCUGCGGGAGCUGAAGAUGCUUCGGACACUGAAGCAGGACAACAUAGUUGAACUGAAGGAGGCGUUUCGUAGACGAGGGAAGCUGUAUCUUGUCUUUGAAUAUGUUGAGCGGAACAUGUUGGAGCUGUUAGAGGAAUUGCCCAAUGGUGCACCACCUGAUAAAGUACGAAUCUACAUCUACCAGCUCAUCAAAGCCAUCAACUGGUGUCACAAGAAUGAGAUAGUGCACAGAGAUAUCAAACCUGAAAACCUCCUGAUCAGCUCUGAGGAUGUCCUCAAACUCUGUGACUUUGGUUUUGCUCGCAACCUGGCUGAAGGAACAGAUGCCAACUACACUGAGUAUGUGGCUACCAGGUGGUACCGCUCACCCGAACUACUGCUGGGUGCUCCCUAUGGGAAGGCGGUGGACAUGUGGUCAGUGGGGUGUAUCCUCGGCGAGCUGAGUGACGGACAACCCUUGUUUCCCGGAGAAAGUGAGAUCGAUCAGCUCUUCACCAUUCAGAAAGUACUGGGUCCUCUUCCCGCCGAACAGAUGAAACUCUUCUACAACAACCCUCGUUUUCAUGGAAUCAGGUUUCCCUCAGUUACUCAUCCCCAGACUUUGGAGAGAAGGUAUCAAGGCAUCUUAUGCGGUCUGAUGUUGGAUUUGAUGAAGAACCUGUUGCUGCUAAAUCCUACGGAGCGUUACCUAACAGAGCAGAGUUUGAACCACCCAGCCUUCCAGCCUCUGAGGCAGAUGGAGAGGCCUCCUCCGACCUCCCCCAAUCCACCGCGUUCCUCAAAGAGGAAGGCACACCAUCAUGGAGAGAACACAGUGCCCACCAGGAGUCACAGCAAGAGUUCUAGCCGUCGCGCUAACAACAAAGAAUGUUCAAGUCUCCCUCGCCAUGGUGACCUCCAUCACCUGGGAAACGAAACUUUCCUUAAUGGAAACAAACCUGUCCCAACAACUUUAAGUCCUACGCUCCAUCCCAAGGUCCAGUACAUGUCCCAGACCCUCAGUCGUUCUGCCUCAUCCAACAAAGACCUAGCUAAUAACAACCUGCCACACCUCCUCAGUCCUAAAGAUUCCAAAGGCAAAAUAGAGUUUGAUUUCAGUUUGGGACCCUCUCCUAUGCUGCCAGAGCAGGGUCACGGGCUUAAGUACGGCCACCCCAAGCCUAGUUCAUCCCGUUCUCAACAGCAACAGCAGCAGCCGCAGCAGCAGCAGCCGCAGCAGCAGCAGCAGCAGCAGCAGCAGUCCAGUCGCCACACGUUUGUGGAAGGCAAGACCAAUACACUGCAGUCUGGAACAGAGAAGCAACAUGGCCGACAUGCCCAUAGUGUGGCAGAUUCUGCCCAUGGAUCCAUGUCAUCUUCCUCUAAGAGUUCAGCGUCUUAUCUCAGCCUGUCCAAAAGCCACAGUGCACUGAGUGAUGCAAAAUCUGUAGGGAACCUUAGCGAUGGGAGACUCCAUCCAGAUGACCCAAAUGCCAAUGCAACAACAGCAAUGGGAGCCGGAGCCCGCUUCUUCCCUGCCAGCUGCUUAGACCUCAAUGCCCCUUCAGGCCCUCCGGGACCUCCAGGCAGCCCCUCUGCACGACACAGCGAUCGCUCCGGGCAUAGCCCUGCCUCUCGUAGUGGUGGCAAUAUCCGCAUGGAGAGCAGCACACUUGACUCCUCUUCUCGACACAAACCAAGACAUAAACCUUUGACACCAGAGGAGGCCAAUGCUCCAGAGCUCUUAGACCCAGGAGGAGCAGGAAUGCCCUCUACUCACACUCUGCCAUCCCCUCAUGAAUCCUACCAUUACGGCCUAGGCUACACGUCCCCCUUCUCAUCCCAGCAACGUCCUCAAAGGCACUCCAUGUAUGUGAGAAGGGAGCGCCACCGCCCUCAUGGAGUAGAAGGGGGGAUGGCAGGUUUGCCUGCACCAGGACAGACGAUACCUACACGUACCAGUAGCCUCCAGCUCCUCUCCCCCCAACUUCAACACCGGACAACCCUCACUGGGCAUUCAGUGAACUCUUCGAGAGAAGACUGCACGGGCGAAAUGAAGAGGGGUGAACAGUCUCCUAAGGACAUGAGCCACCCUUGUGCCACCAUCAAAGAUUCUACGAGGGACAAUACUGCUGCUUUUCUCACACAGCGCUCAAAAAAUGAGGUCAACUUGUAUCAUGACCCUCAUGGUGACGAUGGAGGGUCCUCCAAGGAGAACAGGAUGAUCUUCACAGAGUCUAUGCCUCGAAGAGUUGGCAGCUUUUAUCGAGUCCCCUCCCCUAGACCAGAUAACUCCUCCUCUUUCCAUGAUGCCGUUGUCCAAGGUCGCGGUCCAGUCGUAGCCGUUGCACCUGGGGAUCCUGUUGCCAUGACGAACCAUUCCAAACGUCAGACAGCUUUUGACUGGACUGCAGCAGAAGCAAUGGUCAUGAAUCCACCAGAGCCCACCAAAGAGAAGGAGAAACAAGGCUUCUUCAGAUCCAUUAAGAAGAAAAAGAAGAAGACGCAAAUAACAGACGUGGAGGACGGGAGGAACCCCAGCAUCAAGAAAAGCCUUUUCCCUCUCUUUAGCUCUAGGAAUAGCUUAAAGCACAACUCGGCUGUCAAAGUUCUACCUGUAGUGGCCUCGCCUAUGGUACAACACCAGCCUGCUGCCCCCUACACCACCUCACCAGUUCCUGGUAAUGGACAAGAACACCUGUCACUGCAGAGAGCAUCCAAGUCAUCUUCUCACCAUGGCAGCCGUCGGAAAACCCGCGAGAGAUCCCGAGACAGAGACAGAGAGCGGGAGCAGAGCCGGGACAGAGACAGAGAAAGGGAACGAGAGAGAGAAAGAGAGAGGGAAAGAGGGAGGGAGAGAGAGAGAGUUAGUGACUGGCCCCCAGAUAAACCAGUGGACUCACAUUCCCAGAGCCAACCACUGAAGUCACUGCGGAAGCUCCUCCACCUCUCCCCUUCUCCCUCAAACCAAGGACAGCCUCCUCCGCCUCCCCCGACCCAAGACCUCCGCUUCCAGGCUCCUCUCCCCAACCCCCCUCAGGCCGCCUCCAAAGUGGGCUACACCGAGAGCCGAGGCCACGCAGACAGCAGGGGGCAUACCGGCGUGAGCAGCUCUGCUCAGGCGAAGAGCCGCAAAGCCAGCUACCCCCUGCCAGGACAGAUUGAGUCCAGCUGGCACGUCUCGGCUCUGCAGCGAGCAGAAGGCGGUCAGUACACUCCCGAACAGCUGGGUAUCAAACCAGGCCAGAACGGACCCACAUUUACACGCGCCUCCAGAGCCAGGAUGCCAAACCUCAACGACCUGAAGGAGACAGCGCUCUGAAAGCAUCAACCAUUAUACCGCCUCUGGCGUGGCUCCAUCAUGGUAGAUGC
Thalassophryne amazonica is the source of this 3761-nucleotide messenger RNA. RefSeq names its product cyclin-dependent kinase-like 5 (gene cdkl5). Gene Ontology annotation, cellular component: nucleus; dendrite cytoplasm. The record is from RefSeq and is a predicted model, not a curated record. Gene Ontology annotation, biological process: positive regulation of axon extension; protein phosphorylation; regulation of dendrite development. Gene Ontology annotation, molecular function: ATP binding; protein kinase activity. NCBI's taxonomy places the organism in Eukaryota, Metazoa, Chordata, Actinopteri, Batrachoidiformes, Batrachoididae. Bases 268 to 3711 code for a protein of 1147 amino acids. The transcript has 20 exons.